CGCCCGCGCCCGCCGCUGCCUCUGCUUGGCCCGUUAGAGGCCGCUUGGGUCCGGGGACCGCGGGCCGAUCGUCUGGGGCCAUGAGGAAGCUCGCUGCUGGCUUCCUUCUCUCACUCCUGCGGGUGCUGCUCCCGCCGUCGUCAGCUGCCCCGGGCCAGGACUCAGUUCCGGCCUCCAUUCCCGGGAGCGCGCUCUCGUCCACCGAGUAUGAACGCUUCUUCGCUCUGCUGACCCCUACCUGGAAGGCAGAGACCACCUGCCGCCUCCGUGCAACCCACGGCUGCCGGAACCCCACCCUCGUCCAACUGGACCAAUAUGAGAAUCACGGCUUGGUGCCCGAUGGUGAGGGCCCGACUAGGGGGGCAGAUUUGUGCUCGUUGGAGACAAGGGAAGGGUAUGGGUGGCCUCUUACCCUGCGCCCCCAUUCUCCGCUCUCCAGACCCAGGGUGCCCACUGCGCCCUCUGGGAGGGAGCCCCCCUGUGUUCACCGUCUCCACCCCUGCCCCUUCCCAGGUGCUGUUUGCUCUGACCUCCCUUAUGCCUCCUGGUUUGAAUCCUUCUGCCAGUUUACCCAGUACCGUUGCUCCAACCACCUGUACUAUGCCAAGAGGGUUCGAUGCUCCCAGCCAGUCCCAAUUCUCUCACCUAACACUAUCAAGGAGAUAGACACUUCUACUGAGGCCCAGCCCAGCACAAUGACCUCCGCCAUGUCAUCCCACAACACAGCCACGGAACGGCAGGCCUUCCAGCCCUGGCCUGAACUGCUCAAGAACAACGUGGAGGAGCUGCUGCAGGCCUCCAUGACCCUGGGAGGGCCGGAGCGAGUGUCAGACUACAAGCAGGGUCAAGGGCAGGAGCACAAACAGGAGCAAGAGCAAGAACACAAACGGGAAGAAGAGCAGGAGCAAGAGGAACAGGAGGAAGAUGAAGAAGAGGAGGAAGAAGAGGAGGAGGAGGAGGAGGAGGAGGGGAAGCAGGAGGAAGGACAGGGGACAGAGGAGGGACUGAAUGCCAUGAAUGGGCUGCAGACAGACUCAGAGCCCAAGCGCCAGGCUGGUUUAUCUUCCAACCCUCCCUCCUUCACUGCCCGGGUGCGGGAAGUGCAGUCUACACCUGUGAUGAUGAAGAACAUCCAGGAGCUCAUUCGAUCUGCCCACGGAAUAGAAGAAAUGAGUGAUGCGGGAAAUGGAGACUCUGUUUGGAGAAGUCAAAUCUCUGGCGGCCUCUUGCACCUGCCCCAUGUGGAGGCCUUACUGGUGAUGUGCUAUUCCAUUGUGGAGAACACCUGCAUCAUGACCCCCACAGCCAGGGCCUGGCGGCACUUGGAGGAUGAGAUCCUUGGUUUCGGGAAGACGGUCUGUGACAGCCUUGGGCGGCGGCACCUAGCUGUCUGUCCCCUCUGUGCCUUCUGCUCCCUGAAGCUGGAGCAAUGUCAAUCGGAGGCCAGCCUGUUGCGGCAGCAGUGUGACGACUCCCACAAAACACCCUUCACAAGCCCCUUGCUCUCAUCGCAGAGCAUUUCCACCGGCACACAGAUGGGGACCGUAAAAUCGGGCCGCUAUUACGGGCUGGAUUUUUAUGGCGGGCUCCGCAUGGAUUUCUGGUGUGCUCUGCUAGCCACGAAGGGCUGCGAAGACAGUCGAGUAGCUGGCUGGCUCAAGACUGAGUUCCUUAGCUUCCAGGAUGGAGAUUUCCCCACCAAGAUUUGUGACACAGAUUAUGUGCAGUACCCGAACUACUGUGCCUUCAAGAGCCAACAGUGUCUGCUGAGAAACCGGGAGAAGAAGGUGUCCCGCAUGAGAUGUCUGAAGAAUGAGAGUUACAGUAUCUUGUCCGCAGCCAAAAGUGAGGAGCUUGUGCUUCGAUGGAGCCAGGAGUUUAGCACCUUGACUCUAGGCCACAUUGGAUGAGCUGGGAUUCUUCUUGUCUCCACCCCAUCCCAAACUGUCCACAUUCUCCGUUGCUUUUAGACUCCAUUUAUCAUCAGUUUCCUUCCAGGCUGCCCCUUUUGGGUCUCUUACCUGGUCCCUACUCCCAUUUUCCUUGGGUCGGGGCAGCAGUCCUGGAAAGGUCUGUGAUGGGAACUCCACCCUCCUUAAAGGAUGUCUUUGCAUAAAGUGUUUAUUUUCAA
This is a messenger RNA of Miniopterus natalensis, 2131 nucleotides long. Lineage: Eukaryota; Metazoa; Chordata; Mammalia; Chiroptera; Miniopteridae. The record is from RefSeq and is a predicted model, not a curated record.